This is a messenger RNA of Paramecium pentaurelia, 1682 nucleotides long. Lineage: Eukaryota; Ciliophora; Oligohymenophorea; Peniculida; Parameciidae. The record is from the annotation of a GenBank genome assembly.
AAUGGCAGAAGAGAUUUCAAUUACAUUUGAUGAAUAAAACAAAAUUAGAGUGUUGGAUGCUGAGAAAUAUAGAGAGACAGAAUAGUUGAAGAUAGAGAGCAUGGAUUUUAUUAAGAAGGUACUUGCUUUAGAUGAGGUGGUUCAAAAUUUGAAUGAGACACUUGAAGAAUAUUCAAAAAAAAUAGAGAUUGAAAAGUUGAGAGCAAUAGGAGAGGUAUGAAUAUUAAGAUUAAUUAGAGAAAUAAAGUAGAAACAGAAUAGGAAAAUAGAAAGAAAAAAUUAAUGGAGUUAUCAAAUAUUUUGAAUGAAAGAAAGGCUGAAUUAGAUAGAUAUUAAAUUGAACUUGAUAGUUUAUAGAAAGUUGAAUAGGACUAAAGAAUAUUAAUAGAGAAACUCAGUAACAAUGAUGCAUGAUUAAAAAUAUAAAAUUAUAUGUUCCAUUAAUCGUAAUCUCUAAAUAAUCUAAUAAGAGAUCAUGGUUCAAAACCAUUACAAAUAGCAGGAAGAUAUCCAGAGAGUGCUGAUUUCAACAUUAAGUCAAAGUUCUUUUUGCCAUAAAUAAAAAUGACAGAAUAGAACAAUGUGGUUACAGAUAAAUCAAAGUAGCUUCGAUUACCAUAGUUAUAAAAUCAUUUGGCAACAAGUGAUUAACACUAAAUUAAGAAGAUUGAGAUAAGAAAGUCUAUUACACCUAAAUAUUAGAAGAGAUAAACAACAAUUUAUGCAAUGAGAACUAAAGCAGGAUGUUAAAUUAAUAAGGCUAUAAAAAUCAAUUAAGAUUCUGCUAUUGUUUGUCCCAAACUUCUUGAAAAGUAUUAAUAUAUCAUAAUAAAAUAGUAUUGGUUAUAAAUUAUUUGCAGUUUCAGACGGACAUGGUCUAAAUGGUCAUCAUGUGUCAAAUUUUAUAAAAUAAACUCUUCCUAAACAUUUGCAUAAUUAAUUGGGAGAUAAUCAUGAAGAUAUUAAAAUGUAAAUUUCAAGAGCAUUUACAAAUACAAAUAGAGAAAUUUGGAAUUCUAAUACAGAUACAAAUCUUUCUGGUUCUACUACUGCGUUAGUGCUCAUAAAAAAAGAUAUUGUAAUUAAAUAUUAUUAUAAAUUUGUUUUAGAUCUAUACAGCAAAUGUUGGUGAUUCAAGAGCAAUUUUAUGUAAGUUUGAUUAAGUUUGGUAAAUCUUACCUUUAACAAGAGAUCAUAAACCAGAUGAUCCUGAAGAAAUGAAAACUAUUGUUGAUGCAGGAGGUAGAGUUGAAUAAUAGAAAGGUUAAUCAAUUUCUUAAUUUAGAUUUUAAUUGGAAUCCAAUAGGACCUUUUAGAGUUUGGUUAUAGUAUAUUUAAGCACCAGGUUUAGCAAUGUCUAGAUCAUUUGGUGAUAAAGUUGGUGCUUAAGCAGGAGUAACAGCAAUUCCAGAAAUAAAACAAUUUGCUUUGACCAACCAUAAUUAAUUUUUAAUUGUUGCUUCUGAUGGAGUUUGGGACUAUUUGACUAAUGAAGAGGUAUUUCUGUUAAUAAUUAGGUGAUGAGUUUGGUGAUUCCAUACUUUGAAAAGGAUAAUCCAGAACAUGCUGCAGAAAAAAUAGUGAAAGAAGCAAUCUAAGCAUGGAGAAGAGUAAAAAUUUAUAUUUAAUUUUAGAAUAGUUUAGUAAGAGAUGAUAUUACUUGUAUUGUUAUCUUUCUAUGA